AUGCAAGAUACGAGGGUUUGUAGUGGCGAGGGUGUGGAUUGGAAAUUCGCCCUGUGGUUAUCGUAUAAGAUUACGAUGAAGCUCACGCAUGAUGUGGUACCAUCAUGGCUUAUGGGAGUGAUGAGGUUUUGCGCGCUUAGCAUUAUUUAUGCUGUCGAAGGUCACCACGGCAAUAUCACCUCCCACCUCUACGUCUACGAUAUAUUUCCAGCAAACUCAACAACCCAUUAUCUGGAAUACAGUUGA
Messenger RNA from Penicillium brasilianum, 246 nucleotides. The record is from the annotation of a GenBank genome assembly. NCBI's taxonomy places the organism in Eukaryota, Fungi, Ascomycota, Eurotiomycetes, Eurotiales, Aspergillaceae.